AAAUGAGGUGGAAAAUGGUGCAACGGUGUAGUACUUCUAAUAUAGUGUAAUAUUCAGAUUAUUGUUUAACAUUUCUAAUGGCAAUAUUUCUAGUUAUUGACCCUCAUGUUACAGCUGACUGAAUUGUCCAUGUGACAGUUUAUAAUGUCUAAUGUAGCAUAAUUUGAUAGUCAUGUGAUCAAUGAGACUUAGAUUGCAAGUUAUAUCUUAAUAAGGGAUUUUUCAAUAACAUGCACUUUGCUCACGACUGUUUUGCAAUUUAUCAAUUUUGCAAUGCAAGUUAUAUAGACUUGAUAUUAUGAUGUAAUCGUCUGUAAUUGAUCAUUAUAAUUACAUUUAUAUCAUUGAUAAUUAUGUCAUUUCUACAUCUAAUUUGCUGAAAAAAAGUAUAAUUAUGGCAGCUGUGUUGGGGUCUGUUUAGUUGCUUUUGUGCUUUUCGUGUUGAAACUUGCCUAGGAAUAUUAUUUUGUAAGCAAUGGGAUUUAAAUGUAUUUUGAAAGACAUAAAUGAUAGUGAAAAUGGGGGAACACUACUUUUCCAUAAUCAAGAUCGGGAUAUGGCCGAAAUGUGGCUCUGCUUUCCCUUGUUGCAUGUCAAAUGAUACAAGUUCUAAUAAGAGGAGACCAAGGCGGAAAAAAAUAGAUCCAAGUAUGAUAGGAGCACCACAAAAUUUUGUUCAUUUAAAUCACAUAGGCUCUGGAGAGCCCACAGGUUCAGAUAUGCAAGAUCAUAUGCAAAGUAAAGGCGGAUAUGAAGAAAAAUCAGAUGUUAAUGUUCAAAGGAAAUUAGAUGAUGUUCGGCCUGAAGGAUCCUAGCAGAACACUUCAUUCUAGCGAAGACAAAAUUUCAACAUGUAAUAAAACUACGUUUUCUGCGCAUCAGGCCUGCCUGCGAAGCGACAAACGGUGCAAUAUUAAAGACAGUUUACUAGUACUACUGUACCACAGCACAAUAA
This is a messenger RNA of Styela clava, 955 nucleotides long. RefSeq names its product CDC42 small effector protein 2-like. The record is from RefSeq and is a predicted model, not a curated record. NCBI's taxonomy places the organism in Eukaryota, Metazoa, Chordata, Ascidiacea, Stolidobranchia, Styelidae. Gene Ontology annotation, cellular component: plasma membrane. Gene Ontology annotation, molecular function: small GTPase binding. Gene Ontology annotation, biological process: regulation of Rho protein signal transduction.